Messenger RNA from Diaporthe citri, 3000 nucleotides. RefSeq lists its product as uncharacterized. The coding region runs from base 1 to 3000 and encodes 999 amino acids. The record is from RefSeq and is a predicted model, not a curated record. Gene Ontology annotation, molecular function: ATP-dependent chromatin remodeler activity; ATP binding. The transcript is spliced from 2 exons. NCBI's taxonomy places the organism in Eukaryota, Fungi, Ascomycota, Sordariomycetes, Diaporthales, Diaporthaceae.
AUGAGCUCCAUGAUAGAGCGUAUGAACAAUGUGCAAGACCGCAGUAGCGUGCCGGUGGCGAAACGACGAAGGAUCGGGGAGGACUCGCAGGACCAGGGGUCCAGGAAUGGCUUCCAUGGCAAUGGUAGCAGUGGCAUGCUAUCUGGCUACGUGAAGCAGAAACAACAAGAGGGCCAGGCUGCCCCUUCCAUGACGCAGCAGUGUCAAAGUACUGUUGAUUUAACUGGGGGGGACGACGAAGACGACCUCGUCGAGGUCACAGAUCCGAGAGAACAAGAAGUGUGUUACGGUAUGAUUGGGGGCGCCUCGGUUAACUGCCACAUCGUUCCCUCGCCAAAACCGGGCUCCCGAUUCUUGACGCCUGGUAGCUGGCCUCAAGUCAAGGUCGUACUGAGGAGGAUAGCCGAGGACAGGUCCAUGACGAUCGAGGUAUAUGACCACACGAGGAAGAUCAUCGGCAAGCUGGACGCCAGGACUUCUCACGGGCUCGCUCCGCUACUCGAUGCGCGCUUGCUAGCCCUUCGAACUGAUGCCAUGAUUGGCAUACGACGACGUCUGGCCGAUGAGGAGGCUGGUAGGCCCAUCUCCAAGUCAUACCCUCUCCAGUUGAUGGUCUACGGAAAAUUCAGAUACGCGAAAACAGUUGGUUUCAACCUUGAGAAGGCAGGCUUGAACCUCCUGAGCCCUACCAGGGUCGACAAGGGUGUCCGAGUCUUCAACCCUCUGGCCAAGGAGAACCGGCCUGCCGCAGCCCCUAGAACAUACGCAAACCCCGCGCCCCCUCCGGUUGCACGGACCGAAGAAGAGAUCCGAUCCGAUGUGCUGAGCGUCUUUGAUUCUCUGAAGGAGACAGAGGAUCUCCCUGAGCAGGAGCCAGACGACCGCAUAGUGACUCCUCUCCUGAAACACCAGAAGCAAGCCUUGCAGUUCAUGACCGGGCGAGAGGACACGUCAAACAUGGUGGACGAGCUGUGGCAGAAACGGACCGACGCCCGCGGGCAGCUCACAUACUACAAUGUCAUCACCAAUGAGCAAUCCCGCCGAGCACCCGUCAAGGCACAAGGAGGCAUCCUUGCGGAUAUGAUGGGCCUGGGGAAGACUCUGAGUAUCCUGUCGCUGGUCACGUCUACGAUUCCCGCAUCGCUGCAGUGGAUCCAGGCGGAGCCAGUGGUGCACUCUGCGGAGGACAAGCGGCCGCCGAGAGAGCUCCCAGACAGCUUCGCCCCGCCGAAGCCUGAGUCUUUGGGCCUGACCAAGCCGAAAAGAAACUCAAAGGCCACUCUUCUGAUCUGCCCCCUGAGUACGGUCACAAACUGGGAGGAGCAGAUCAAACAGCACGUGCGGCCGAACUCGCUGUCCUAUCACAUCUACCACGGCCCUCAUCGCAUCAAGGAUUCCGAGAGGCUGGCAGAGUACGAUCUGGUCAUCACGACUUAUGGGUCUGUCUCGAGUGAGCUUAAUGCCCGCUUGGCUAACAAGCGGGGCCCUCACCCACUCGAAGACAUCGGAUGGUUCAGGAUAGUACUUGACGAAGCGCAUAUGAUACGAGAGCAAUCGACGCUGCAGUUCAAGGCCAUAUGCCGGCUUCAGGCCAACCGGCGGUGGGCCGUGACUGGCACGCCGGUGCAGAACAAGCUCGAGGAUCUUGCCGCUCUGCUCGCGUUCCUGCGCAUCAAGCCGUUUGAUGAUCGCACCAAGUUCAACCAAUACAUCGUUGCGCCCUUCAAGCUUUGCGAUCCCAACAUCGUUCCCAAACUCCGCAUCCUGGUUGACACCAUCACUUUGCGUCGUCAGAAGGACAAGAUCAACUUACCGAAACGGCACGACAUGGUCGUCAAGUUACAGUUCUCGAGCGACGAGCGACGCAUGUACGUUGCAUUCGAAAAGGACGCCCAGGUCCGUGUGAACGUCCUGGCCGGCCAGCGCGAACGCAUGGUCGGCGGGAAGACGUACAUCCACAUUCUGCAGGCAAUCUUGCGGCUUCGUCUGUUCUGCUCUGGCGGAAAACACCUCUUGAAUGAAGACGAUUUAAGACUGCUCGAGGGUCUCAGUCAAGACUCCCCCAUCGACCUCGAUAGCGACGACGAGGACGAGAAGCCAGCUCUCACCGAAAACCAAGCGUACGACAUGUUCAACCUUAUGAAAGACACAAAUGGCGAUAACUGCAUAGGGUGCAACCAAAAGUUGGGCGCCAAGGAGGGCGCAGAUAUCGAGUCAGAGCGCCAAGAGGAGGUCAUCGGUCACAUGACGCCAUGCUUCCACCUGAUUUGCACGUCGUGCAUCAAGGAAAUCCAGGGCGCCUGUGCCUGCGGGCUUUCCCUUAACGGUCUCGUUGCCCUGCGCUUGACAAGGGCGGUCCAGGAGCACGAUGCCCGCGCCGAGGGCAGAGGCCGCAAUGUCAGCGGUGGCAAGGGGAUCAAGGAUUAUACCGGCCCCAACACCAAGGUCAGGUAUCUUAUCGAGGAACUCAAGAAAUGGCGAGAUAUGGGUGAGGCCAAACCAGACGAGCCACCCUACAAGUCCGUGGUCUUCUCCCAGUGGACGACGAACCUAGACCUGAUCCAAAUGGCCCUGGAGGCAGAGGGCAUCAUCUUUGUCCGCCUCGACGGCAAGAUGUCCCGGACCGCCCGCACACGAGCCAUGGACAACUUCCGCGAGGACGCCACCGUCCAGGUGAUACUCGUCUCCAUAACCGCUGGCGGGCUGGGCCUCAACCUUACAGCCGGGAACUCGGUCUACAUCAUGGAGCCGCUGUUCAACCCGGCGGCCGAGGCGCAGGCCAUCGACCGCGUCCACCGGCUGGGCCAGAACCGCGAGGUCCACUGCAUCCGGCUACUUAUGGAGGAGUCGUUCGAGGAGAAGAUGCGCGAGCUGCAGGAGAAGAAGAUGAAGCUCGCGUCCCUGAGCAUGGACCGCGAAAAGGGCGUUGGCGGCGGCCAGCUUUCCAAGUCGGAGGCGGCUAAGCAGAGACUGAUGGACCUGCGAAGCCUCUUCAAGUAG